AUGGAUGAAUCCCACCAUCGACUCAUCCCGCGAGGCUAUGGGAUCAAUGCCACUUACGUCUAUGAAUAUUCGCGUGGUCUGAACGGUGUUGAUGUCCCGCGGGAUGUUCUGUUUUCACGGAUCAUCUUCUCGUCCUUGAUAUUCGUCGCCCUGGUUGUCUUUUGCGGGCGUGUCGGACAGAUCAGCCAUGCCUAUCUUCGCCAAAUUACCUCUCUAACGGCAAGCAGGAGGGAGCAGACCUUUUGGAGCGUUGAAGUAUCUUCGCUUUGGGCAAACGUCAAGAAGCAUCUGUUGUAUGCGCCCCUGGGCAGGAAGAGGCACAACCGAGAAAUCCAACUUUCAUCCGCCAUCAACGUCGGCACACUGCCUUCUAGAUUCCAGGUGAUUCUAGUCGUGCUAUAUCUGGCGAGUCAGGUCGCUUAUUGUACUCUGCUUGAUUAUAAUGCGAACGUCAAGGCAGCCCUUGUAGCUGAGCUUCGUGGACGCUCAGGUACCUUGGCAGUGUUGAACAUGGUGCCCCUUUUCAUCCUCGCCGGUCGCAACAAUCCGCUUAUUCCCUUGUUGCAUGUGAGUUUCGACACCUACAAUCUCCUUCAUCGUUGGCUGGGCCGGAUAGUUGUGCUUGAAAGCAUUGUGCACACGUGCGCAUGGGCAGUAAAUGCUUGCGACGAGGUCAGCUUCUCUGACAUGCUCGAGCGUUUACGCACUACACCUUUCUUUACCUGGGGCCUACUGGGAACUUGCUCCAUGAUCACACUGGGUCUUCACUCUCCAUCCCCGAUCCGGCAUGCUUUCUAUGAGACCUUCUUGCAUCUGCACCAGCUCGCCGCUUUCCUAGCAUACCUUGGUGUGUUGAUGCACUUGGAUCUCGACAAUCUCCCGCAAAAGCCGUGGAUAAUAGCGCUGGGUCUUCUCUGGCUAUUGGAAAGGACAGCCCGCCUCUGUCGACUGCUGUACUUGAAUAUCUCUCCCCGAAGAGGGUCCACACGGCUUGUCGUGGAAGCCCUCCCAGGUGAAGCCUGCAGAGUGACUUUUCACUUGCCCAAGCGUGUGCGCAUCAGCCCCGGAAGCCAUGUGUACGCCUACAUCCCAAGUGUCUCCUUUUGGAUGUCGCAUCCAUUUUCUGUCGCUUGGGUAGACCCAAGCAGCUCCGUGACCGUUCCUGCUACGACAGAAAAAGAUCUUAUCGACCCUUCGCUUCUCGAAAAGCAGCCACUUGCUAGUUUAGAUGAGUAUAUGCGGGACUCCCAGGAGCCCACGUCCGUUUCCCUCAUCGUUGGUGCUCGACAAGGCAUGACACGGAAGUUGUACAACAAAGCUCUGGCCUCGCCUGGACAAACACUCUACACCUCGGGGCUUAUUGAAGGACCCUAUGCGUCCCAUGCGUGCAACAUGGGCAGCUAUGGUACAGCUAUACUCUUCUCAGCCGGUGCAGGCAUUACCCAUCAUAUGCUAUACGUCCGCGACUUGCUCAUACGCUCCUCAGAGGGUCGCGUGGCUACCCAGAAGAUCUACCUCGUAUGGUCUGUACGCAGUACGGAACAUCUAGCCUGGGUACGGGAGUGGAUGGACCAGAUCCUCCGACUUCCAUCGAGGCGCGAGAUUCUUACCAUCAAACUUUUCGUAUCCAAACCAAAAAGCAGUCGCGAAAUCGUAUCACCCAGUGCGACCGUCCAAAUGUUCCCAGGCCGGUGUCGCCCCGACGUCGUUCUCAACGAGGCCAUUCCCCAACGUGUGGGUGCCACCAUUGUCUCUGUCUGCGGGCCCGGUGCAUUCGCAGACGAGGUGCGUGCUGCUGCACGUAACAACAUUGGAAUGGGCGCCGUCGUCGAUUUCGCCGAAGAAGCCUUUACAUGGUAG
Molecule: messenger RNA, 1860 nt
Organism: Aspergillus eucalypticola CBS 122712
Lineage: Eukaryota; Fungi; Ascomycota; Eurotiomycetes; Eurotiales; Aspergillaceae
Product: ferric reductase family protein
Exons: 1
Coding region: 1-1860 (619 amino acids)
Biological process (GO): copper ion import; intracellular iron ion homeostasis; iron ion transport
Cellular component (GO): plasma membrane
Molecular function (GO): ferric-chelate reductase activity
Source: RefSeq, a predicted model, not a curated record